Molecule: messenger RNA, 1999 nt
Organism: Paramecium octaurelia
Lineage: Eukaryota; Ciliophora; Oligohymenophorea; Peniculida; Parameciidae
Source: the annotation of a GenBank genome assembly
AUGCCUGUAAUAUAAAAACAAAGUACUUUUAAGAAAAAGAAUUUUAAAGAAAAGGUGAACUAGUUCAGAAAAAUAGUAUUCAUUUUAUUAGAAGAUCCUUCAUCAAGUAGAUUGGCAGGCUUAAUACAGUAUAUCAUUUGUUUUACAAUUUUGCUAUCUUAAGUUUAAAUACUUUGUGAUUCGCUAUUUGAUAAGUAAUUGAAUUAAUUUGAGAUAGUAAUUAAACCUAUAAUGAUUUAAGCAAUGAUUGUGAAAUCCUUAUUUUUGUUGUUUUUGUUCUAGAAUAUCUGUUUCGAUUGUCAACAUACACCGUUUAUGGCUAUCCAAUUAAGAAGUUCUUAUUUUAACAUAUGAAUCUAAUAGGUAGAUUAAGUAUUAAUUAUAGAUCUAUUAUCAAUUGCUCCUCUUAGUAUAAUUUCAUUAAUGUAUGGUAAAACUGCAUUAAAUGGAUUGAGAAUUUUGAAAUUGUUUAAAGUGAUCAGAAUAUUAAAAGUCAAGAGGUACUUGAAAGGAGUGGAUAUUUUGUAUAAAAGUGUUGCAGAUAGCAUAUCUCAGUUUUAUUUUUUGAUAAUAGCUUUUUUAUAAAUCACACUUGCUUAUGCGAUAGUUUUAUAUUAUUCGGAGCAUACAGAAAAUGAUUUAGAAAUUGAAAAUGCAGUUUGGCUGGGCAUAGUCACCAUGACAACUGUGGGAUAUGGUGACUAUGUCCCAAAGACCAUAAUUGGUAUAAUAACCACUUGUAUUAUGGCUUUGAUGGCUAACACAGUAAUUUUCUCUCUUCCUGUGGCAAUACUCAAUAUAGAAUUUCAAGAACUUUAUGGAAGCAAAAAAGAAGAAGAAUAGAUUAGCAUGCUUAAAAAGGGAAUGAGAACUGGAAGAAGGGAUUCAAUAAAGAAUAAAGAGUUUAGUUUCUUUAAUUAAAGAUUACAAAUUAUUGAAUAAAGAAAUAAAGAGAUUCAGGAACUAUUAAACAAGAGUAAUAAAAUGGCUAAAGAACUGACUAAAGAUUUGAAGAGGUUGUUUCUAUCAGUUAAUGAUGAUGCAGAUUAACUUCUUGAUAAUUUAAAUUCCCCCAGACCUACUAAAUAAAAUGUAUUGUUAGUUAAGGCUAAUCUUUAUGAUAAAUUAAUCAGGGCUAAAAAGAAAAUUUAAAUCACAAGCAUCUUCAGGAAUUUAAAAUAAGAUUCAGAUUAAGAAUUAAAUGAGAGUCCCUUAAAUCAAACUGUAUCUGGUUAGAUAAACAAACAAAAAAGCUUUUUUAGAAUGAUGUCUGAUAGAAAGCAAAACAAAAGAAAAAUAGGAAUAAAAAGUCACUCUUCUGAAAAUAUCAAUUAAUUAAUUGUACUCAGGAAUGAAGAGUAUGGUGAGUUACCUUUUGACUUUUUGAAUGAAGUGCUUUUAUAAAUUCAUGAUGAUAUGUUUUUAGAUGUUGAUGAACAUCCUACGAAUUAAUAAAAGCAAUCUAUUAUCAUACCUGAUAGUAGUGAAAUAAUUAAUAGAGAACCAUCAUUUAGAAUCAAUUCAUUAUAGUAUAAUCUAUUAUUAUAUCUUAAGUGGUUUUGACAGUCCUAUGAAUAAACUUAAUUAAACAAAUUGUGGAAGCUCGAAUCAACAGAGACGUAAGAUUUCUGAUUUUGCAAGUUUAUUUGACAAGAAAACUGUUAUUAAUUUAAAAAGUACUUCUAUUCGUCCUUUUUCCUCUAAUGAUUGUGGGUUGAGAAGUAUUACUGAAAUAUCAAAGGCCAAAAAGAAAAACUCAUAUACUAAACAGUAAAUUGAUGAAAUGCAUUAAAGAACUAAGCCUAAGACACCUCAUUAAUUUGUUAAUUCUAACAACAAUCUUAAAGAUCUAGAUAGUGGUAAAAAUAAAGAUGAGUUUCGAUAAAAAUAUUCUAGAGCAUCAAUAGUGGAAUUAUAUUCUCCUCAUCAAUACUUAAAUAUUUAAGAAUAAUGUUCUUGUCUUGAAUGUCAAAACUUUAAUAUUGAAUAGAAUUAUUGA